This is a messenger RNA of Ipomoea triloba (trilobed morning glory), 2293 nucleotides long. RefSeq names its product RNA demethylase ALKBH9B-like. The transcript has 6 exons. Gene Ontology annotation, biological process: mRNA catabolic process. The coding region runs from base 278 to 1918 and encodes 546 amino acids. Gene Ontology annotation, molecular function: mRNA binding; demethylase activity. The record is from RefSeq and is a predicted model, not a curated record. NCBI's taxonomy places the organism in Eukaryota, Viridiplantae, Streptophyta, Magnoliopsida, Solanales, Convolvulaceae.
AAAAGAAAGAAUUUUUAGUAUAAAUAGAAGUUACUAUUUUAAAAAACAUAACUCGAAAGACGAAAAGACCUUUGAUGGCAAACAUUUCCUUAAGCUGUCUGUAAGCUACUGCUAUAAACUUCCCGAUCUACCCCUACGCUUUCCACUUAAUUACGAUAAACAUCUAUCUACCUUCCUGUCUCAACAAACCUCACUUCCCUUCUGCUUACUGCUUACACAGUAGUAUCUAUUUAUUCGGCGACUCGCCGCCGCUUCACCGAGUGACUCAUCCCCCGCCAUGGCCGAGCAGUGUAGAGCCCGGAAAGACGACGCUUUCUUGCUCGCCUACAGCGACGAUGAGCUCCGCACUGCCUGUGAGUUUCUCACUAAUUGGAUUCCCUUUCUCUCCCGAGGGCUGUGUCAGCCGUGUGUUCGCACUCUCUCCGAUCGCAUCCGAUCUCUCGACCGCGAAGAUGGUGGAGGGGGAGUGCUCCCCAAGCAGCAAGAGGAUGUUGCGGUUUCGACAUCGGAAAAUAGGGGAUUGAAUGGGUGUUAUGAGAACUGUGAUACUUAUUCUAUUGGGAGUUGGAAGGAUGGUGCGGAUUUCAAUGAUACUGUUGAUACACAUUCACUGGGGAGUUGGAAGGACGAGGCAGAUGGGAGUCCAGAGCCAGUGUCUGAGGUUUCUAUACAAGGAAACUCGACUGGGAGCUGGAAAGAUGGGCCAUCGCGGAGUUCUGGAAGGGCGUUGAUGAGAGAAAAAUUCGGUACCCCUGUGUUGGCUGGCAGGCGAGGAGGGGUGAAGAUGUCGUGGGCUGAUAUGGCUCAGGAGGACGAGCCUGAGGUGGGUGAGGAGACUGUUUCGAGUUUGCAGUUGGAUAAUGGGAGUGGUUUGUCCUGGGAGGGAGCGUCCGAGGAUGAGUCCAAGCCAAAAUCGAAGCUGUCAAGGGAGCAAAGAGAGUACAUCCGGUUUAGUAAUGUGAAGAGGAAGAAGGAUUUUAUAUGUUUGGAGAGGAUCAAUGGGAAAAUUGUGAACAUACUCGAUGGCUUGGAGAUACAUACGGGUGUUUUCAGUGCUGCAGAGCAAAUUAGGAUAGUUGAUUACGUGGAAACACUCAAAGAGAUGGGAAAGAAUGGGCAGCUAAAAGAUAGAACUUAUACUGCACCGCACAAGGGGAUAAGGGGCAAGGGGCGAGUGACUAUUCAGUUUGGUUGCUGCUAUGACUAUGCAACGGAUCAAAAUGGCAAUCCCUCGGGUAUCCUCAAAGACGAUAUUGUUGAUCCUAUACCUCAACUUCUGAAAGUCAUGAUCAAAAGGCUUGUUAAGUGGCAUGUGAUACCUCCAAACUGCAUUCCUGACAGUUGUAUUGUGAAUAUUUAUGAAGAGGGAGAUUGCAUGCCACCUCAUAUUGAGAAUCAUGAUUUUCUUCGCCCUUUUUGUACUGUUUCAUUCCUUAGUGAAUGCAAUGUACUUUUUGGAUCUAACUUAAAAGUCGUGGGUCCUGGCGAAUUUGACGGUCCAAUUGCAAUCUCCCUGCCAGUGGGAUCUGUUAUUGUCUUUAAUGGGAAAGGAGCUGAUGUGGCUAAACAUUGUGUUCCGGCAGUUCCUACCAAAAGGAUCUCAAUUACUUUUAGGAGAAUGGACGAAUCCAAACGACCAGUUGGAUAUGUUCCUGAUCCUGAUUUGCAAGGUCUUCAGCCUCUAUCAUAUGAAGUAGACAAAUAUAAGAAACCAAAGACGGUGAAACCAAGGCGCUCUAUGAAGAAACAGGUGGUCAGACAAGAGGAGAGUGCAGGCAAAAUAAGAAGAUCAAUAGAAAGGAGCUUAGAGCUCCGACACUCGGGCCAAACCCAACAAUGGCAUGCAAGUAGGCAAAGGGUGAGGGUGGAUUUGGAAAGGUCAGCCGACCAUUCUUAUACUCGAACAGUAAAGUUUUAACCGUCAUCUCUUACAUUGAAGGGGUUAUGGUGCAGAAGUGCAGUGUUGCAUUAGUUUUAGGUUUGUGGUGUGGGUUGCCUACUUUGCCACUGCAUCAUUUACAUGUAUACUCCAUAGACAUUUGGCAUAUUUUUUCAUUGCAUUCUUGCAUAUUAUCACUGGCUGUGGCUUGCCAGUUUGAUAAAAGAAUGCAAAGCCACGAAGAAGGGUAAUUGAAGCCUUUUGAUUGAUUCAGACCAAUACUUUGUAUGAGUGUUCAUCCUUCUCAUUGAUAAUUUGAGUGCAUUUUCAGUUUUUCACUGAUAAACCCAAAUUGUUGACAUAAAACUACUGGAGAAAGAUGGUGAAUAUUGAGCAGUGUUGAUAUGUUUACUC